This is a messenger RNA of Desarmillaria tabescens, 620 nucleotides long. RefSeq names its product snRNP subunit. Gene Ontology annotation, molecular function: RNA binding. Gene Ontology annotation, cellular component: precatalytic spliceosome; nucleolus; cytosolic large ribosomal subunit. The record is from RefSeq and is a predicted model, not a curated record. The transcript has 4 exons. The coding region runs from base 132 to 512 and encodes 126 amino acids. Lineage: Eukaryota; Fungi; Basidiomycota; Agaricomycetes; Agaricales; Physalacriaceae. Gene Ontology annotation, biological process: maturation of LSU-rRNA; maturation of SSU-rRNA; ribosome biogenesis.
AUGGACAUCCGGUCCAAUAUCAGCCUGAGAAAUUUUUCAAACAUCUUCAACGCGUACACCCACUUACGACCAAGGAUCAAUCGUGAGGUCAAACCCACCAUCUUUUCACACUCCAAAGAUACUCAAUCGCAAUGGCUGAUGAACGUGGAAAAGCAUGGCCUCUUGCUGAUGCCGACUUGACGAACUCGAUUCUUGACUUGGUUCAGCAGGCUACUGACUACAAGCAGCUUAAGAAAGGUGCCAAUGAAGCAACGAAAACUCUGAAUCGGGGAAUUUCUGAGUUCAUCGUGCUGACUGCCGACACGGAGCCCUUGGAAAUUUUGCUCCAUCUUCCACUCUUGUGUGAAGAAAAGAACGUCCCGUAUGUGUUUGUUCCGUCAAAGGCAGCCCUAGGACGUGCUUGCGGUGUCACCAGGCCCGUCAUUGCUGUCAGUGUUCUCACAAAUGAACAGAGGGAGCUGGUCAGUCAGAUACAGACCAUUAAACUUGCCAUCGAAAAGCUUUUGGUGUAGAUCUAUUGUGUUUUUGUACGACAAUAAGAGUUUGAAAUUGCCCAUUUUCCUUUGUCGGUCGAAGAUUUUUUUUCGGCAUUAUAAAGAGUGUUCCCUUCGAUUUACGAC